AUGACUUCGAUGAUUACGGCGGCCCAGUGGGUGCCUCGUGGGUUCGCGGCACCCUUCCCCAAGAAGUAUAAGUUUGACGAAGAAGAGUUUGCGAGGAUAGCAGACCUGGCCAAGCUUCAACUCGACGACGCCCAAGAGGACCUAAAGGAAGCCCAGGAGGGUGGCGACGACGACGAUGACGGCGACGACGACGAUGAGGAGGAGGCCAAGGGCGACCACUCUAUGAAUGUGGACGGGAACAAGCCAGAGAAGGUCAACGUAAACGACGACGACCUGAAGGAGUACAACCUGGACAACUACGACGACGAGGAUGACGCACCCGGCAAGGGCGAGAGCAUGGGUAUAUUCGGCAACGUCAAGAACCUUGCCUACUACGAGAACCACGAGGAGGACCCCUACAUCACCCUCAAGGACGGCGAGGAGGAGGACGAGGACCGUGAGGACCUACAGAUCCUGGCGACGGACAACCUGAUCCUCUCGGCCAAGGUAGAGGACGAGCUGGCGCACCUGGAGGUGUACGUGUACGAGGACUCGGCCGACAACCUAUACGUGCAUCACGACAUCAUGCUGCCGGCGAUCCCGCUGAGCGUGGAGUGGCUGGACCUCCCGGUGACGCAGACGGGGGCGCCGGACAAGGACGGGCGGGGCAACUUUGUGGCCAUCGGCACCAUGGACCCGGACAUUGAGAUCUGGGACCUGGACACGGUGGACUGCAUGUACCCCAACGCCAUCCUAGGACAGGGCAGCAACGCCACGGCCGGCGAGGACGGGUCGGCCAAGAGGAAGGGCAAGAAGAAGAAGGGCAAGAAGAAGAGGGCUAACGAUGAGUACCACGUGGACGCGGUGCUCUCGUUGGCGGCGAACCGUGCGCACCGCAACCUGCUGGCGUCGGCGUCGGCGGACAAGACGGUCAAGCUGUGGGACCUCAACACGGCCAAGUGCGCCAAGUCCUACGCCUACCACACCGACAAGGUGUGCUCGCUGGCGUGGAACACGGCGGAGCCUACAGUCCUCCUGAGCGGCAGCUACGACCGUACAGUGGUGGCGGCCGACAUGCGUGCGCCGGGGGCCAAGUCCCCGCGCUGGGGCGUCGAGUCGGACGUCGAGAACGUGAGGUGGGACCCCCACGACGCCAACUACUUCUACGUGUCGACGGAGAACGGCGUGAUGCACUACCACGACGUGCGCGCCGCGCCAGCCGACCCUGCGGCCACAAAGGCCGUCUGGACCCUCCAGGCGCACGACGAGUCCAUCUCGGCCUUUGACAUCAACCCCAUCAUCCCCGGCUACCUGGCCACGGGCUCUUCGGACCGUACCGUCAAGCUGUGGAACAUCCAGGCCUCGGGUCCCACCAUGGUGGCGUCGCGGAACCUGGACGUCGGCAAGGUCUUUGUCACGACUUUCGCGCCCGAUGGCGAGGUCGGCUUCCGUCUUGCCGUCGCCGGCAGCCACGGCAGCAUGCACGUCUGGGACACGAGCACCAACUCGGCCGUGAGGGCGGCGUUUGCCGGCCGUGUCCCUGAACCCAAGGGCGACAAGGAGGACAAGCUGGUGGGCGUUGACGAGGAUGAGACCGACAGUGACAGCGAGGAGGGCGAGGAUGACGAUGACGACGAUGACGAUGGUGAGGCAGACGACUCUAUGGAUGAGGCAUAA
Messenger RNA from Geosmithia morbida, 1656 nucleotides. RefSeq names its product periodic tryptophan protein 1. Gene Ontology annotation, cellular component: nucleus. The transcript is spliced from 2 exons. The record is from RefSeq and is a predicted model, not a curated record. Gene Ontology annotation, molecular function: protein binding. Bases 1 to 1656 code for a protein of 551 amino acids. Gene Ontology annotation, biological process: rRNA processing. NCBI's taxonomy places the organism in Eukaryota, Fungi, Ascomycota, Sordariomycetes, Hypocreales, Bionectriaceae.